UUCAGGCAUUCCGGGCCGAACGUGAAGCCAGUGCGACAGGCAUCGAGGUGUGGGAACGGAGGGCCGGCGCACCAGCGGGGACAACGGGAACGGAAGCCGAUUGGCUACCGGAAGUAACUGUCCAGGACACAUCGGGUCGGACAGGAAGAUGUCGUCGUAUAAGGCGGCGUACCGGCCGACCACUGGCGGCUGGUCCGAGCACCAGGAUGAGGACGAGUCGCUUUCAUCGUUCGUCGCACCACUGAUGCUCUUCCUGGUCAUCAUCUUCACCCUCAUGGGCAUGAUCCCCAUGGCCAUGACAACCAAAGACUGGGCCAACAGCCAAGGCACGGAGGGUCAAUGCAUGCUGUACGCCUCGCUGACACAGUACCAGGACAUCGGCGACACGUGGGGCAGCAGCAUCGGCACGUGCUCGUUCGUGGCGUACGGCACGAUCCUGCCGGUGCUGGGUGCCGUGCUGCUGCUCACGCUGUACUACAUCCUGCGUGGGCGGGACACGCCCGCCUCCAGCCGCUGGUGGCGCGUCUUCACCACGGCCGCCCUCCUGCUCGGCGCCUACCACCUGGUCAUCGUGUGCAUGCUGACGGACGGCUACACGCGCACGUGCCUCGCGAUCCUGGGCAACAACGCCAACCUGGACAAGUACCAGUACCGCAAGUGCUCCGACGGCCUCGGCUCGCGCGACUCCAACUACAACCACAACUACCCGACGCAGCAGAUGCUGACCGUCACGCUAGUCGGCUACUGGGUGGCCGAGUUCAGCUGGAUCGGCAUCGUCUGGUCCAUGGUCAUCAACAUGCUGCAUGCCCAGGGUCUCUACUGCCUGUUGUAGGUCGGCGGCGGCGGCAGAUAAUCGGGGUGCGGGGAGAGGGCCCGCCUGCCACAGCACCAACCGUAUUGGCAGCGCGCGAGGCCGUAUGGGCAAGGACUGGUGUGUCCAUUCUCGACGUGUUCGUCUAUCCGACGGCGGACACCUCUCCGCUGUGGAAACCGCGAAUCAAGGGCCCUUUACACUAAAUGCUAAUCAAAUGACGUCCGAAUGAUUCCAUGCGUUCUUUUCAAGUUAUUUCUGUGUACAAAUGUAUGCGCUGUAUGAUGCGAUCGCACAGUCAUGCCGCGUACGCUGAGUUGUAUGGUUUUGUAUUUCUUUAGUGGCGCCGUCUGUAAUUCAUUAUUCGUCCCCGCGUGCACUAAAUUGUUCGCCGCUUGCGAUACGACAUGAUCAGACGGCAGGCAAUUCAUGACAAGCAGAACGCAUCGAGCAUCAGUCCGAAUUUGGGCAGCCAUUUUCAUUUUCUUCUCGAAAGUUUGCAUUAUGACACGUGAUCACGCUUGUUGUGUUUCUCGGGGUGCGCCUACUUGCGCGAACGCUGCGAGGCACGGUGCUUUCAAUAGGCUUCCGGAUAGCACACGCGUGAAUUUCUUGCAUAAAAGUGAUUCAUUGUUUAGCAUCUGUUUCUCGCUGACAUGAAGCUGAAAACGCUACGUGACCUCAUACGUUAUGCUGCUACUUAUCCUGAUAACCUUUGCAUCCACCCAUGCGUAGUGCAGGUGUGCACAGCGUAGCACAGAGUAUGGAUGCAUGCAGUGAAUUCGUAGGGUAGAGCGUGCGGCAUUGUUUUUAUGCCUAUUUUAUUUGUAUGCUUCUCGUUGUGAUUGUACCUGCAAACAAUUGGCCGAUUUGUUUUUCAUUGGUCCUUGGCAACGUUAACCUUUUGAGGCCAUUUCAUAUAAUCGGCAGCUUUUACGUAGCAUAAUGUGUAUCCCUACUGACACCAACGCGCCUUUGCCGUUUUCCCACGCCCUGGCGUCACUGAUGGGAGCCAGCAGCAGGUCGGGAAUGGCCCUCGAAUGAUCGAUGCGCAUUUACAUGCGACGUCUGAUGUUUUGUACGCUCCUUAGAACAAGGUUAUCCUAGA
Molecule: messenger RNA, 1919 nt
Organism: Pollicipes pollicipes
Lineage: Eukaryota; Metazoa; Arthropoda; Thecostraca; Pollicipedomorpha; Pollicipedidae
Exons: 3
Coding region: 149-832 (227 amino acids)
Source: RefSeq, a predicted model, not a curated record